Molecule: messenger RNA, 1425 nt
Organism: Cylindrotheca closterium
Lineage: Eukaryota; Bacillariophyta; Bacillariophyceae; Bacillariales; Bacillariaceae
Source: the annotation of a GenBank genome assembly
AUGAGACUUCCUCCAAAGAACGGUAGCGGCAGUAGCGCCACCAGGAACAGACCUCCCACUGUCAGUACGAGUACUAGUACCAAUACCAAUACGAAUGUUGGCACUACUAGUACAAAUACUUCUCUUCAGGAACUGGUCGCUGCAUCCUUUGACACCUUAGAGGACAAUAUCAAUGAUAUCAUCGCCUUUGAAGAAGUUGCGGAAAAGAAGAAUGAUGAAUUUGAUCGAGCACGAAAAAUGAUUGCUACGCCAUCGGAACGAUACGUGAUGCCAUCACCAAGAGUACCGUCAAAAACAGUGAUGCCAUCAUCACCGUCACCGGUUCAAGAAGCCAAAAAGCGAUUGAGUUUGUCUUCGGAAUAUUCCUCGUCCUCGAGGAAAUCCCCAGGUGCUAUUGUUCCGAAAAAGAGAACAAGUUUCACUUCCGACUCCUCUUGGAUGAAACCUUCCAAAGAUAGUAACAACGAUGACGGAGAAGUCAUCAAGCCGUCUAGCAUCCGACGAGCAAGUGCAACCUCUGUUGCAUCGGCAUCUGAUCCCCAGCAACCCAAUAAUGGAGAUAAGAAGCAAGUACCAUCCAACAAACUGUUCAAGAAACCAUCCGAAAGAGCUUUGAGGGAACUAAAGGAACUAUCCACAAAGUUUGAUUCGGAUAUGGAAAUCACUGAAUUGCGCCAAGAAUUGCAUAGGGCUUCCAUAAAUUAUGAAGUGUUGAGCAAAAAGUCGCCCUUUGGAAUUGAUAGUAGUGCGGAACGAAACGAUUUGGGAGGAGACAAUACCGCCAAACGAAUCAGCUUUCAAAAAGAUUUGCCGCAAACAUUCAAUGAAAAUGAUGUUCAUGGAGCCAUCAAGGAGCGACUGGAGUUCUUUCGCACCUCUUUACAAGAGUACACAGAGGAGCAACAUCAGCAGCAACAGCAACAACAACAACAGUUGCAAGAAGAAAUAUCCGAAAGUGAAACUGAUGAUACUUCCAAAGACCAGCAUUUGUCUAGAGAAAUUAAUACGAAACGGCCAUCUGGUGCGUCCUUGGAGGCGUCAUUGCAUGCGGAAAAAAGAUUGUCUGAUGUCACUUUGGAUACUGCCAUUGGUAUUGAAAAACGGCCUGGUCAUGUGGUAACGACGGUCGAAGAUGCGGACGAUGACCACCAUCAUGAUGACGACAACGACCAUGAUGACAAUCUAAAAGUGGCCAAGGAAAUGAUCUAUGGAGAUGGGGGCAAGUCCAUGCAAACUACACCAACUGCCAGUGGAAACAGUGAAAAGGACAAAGAUUUUGAAGUGGAGGAGAAAAAGCGCAAGUUUGGAGAGAGUUUGGGUCGUUUCUUUAGUGCCCUCAAGUCUUGGUUUCAAAAAAGAAUCGAGGCAUUUGUGGCCAGCUUCACGCCCAAGGAAAAGAUGAUAUAUGUAAAUCAGAUGGGAUGA